Messenger RNA from Heterostelium album PN500, 1896 nucleotides. RefSeq lists its product as uncharacterized. The transcript has a single exon. Bases 1 to 1896 code for a protein of 631 amino acids. The record is from RefSeq and is a predicted model, not a curated record. NCBI's taxonomy places the organism in Eukaryota, Evosea, Eumycetozoa, Acytosteliales, Acytosteliaceae. Gene Ontology annotation, molecular function: nucleic acid binding; ATP binding.
AUGUUAAGAAAUAUUAUAAGGAGAUAUAAUAGUAGUAGCUAUAGUAGUAAUAAAUUAGUUUUAAAUUGUAGAAAUAUAAAUAUAAAUAGUAAUAAUAAUAAUGUUUGUUUAAAUAGAUUUUCAUUUAAUAAUAGUAAUAAUAUAUUAGCAAAUAAUAUUAGCCAUCAAUAUUUAUUAUAUUCAAGUUAUUCUACAACAAACACUACUUUUAAUAAUAACAAUAAUAACAAAAAAGAUGAUAUUAAUAAUAAUAGUAGUAAUGUUUCAUUAUUUGGAUUUGAUAAAUAUAUUGAAAAUGAAUUGAAGAAUCAAUUCAAUGUGUUGGAAGCAACCGAGAUUCAAAAGAAGACAAUCAAACCGUUAUUGUCUGGAAAGGAUUUGUUUAUUGUAGAUGAAACAGGUACUGGAAAGAGUUUUCUUCUAAUGUCAUCUAUUGUCAAUGAUUAUCUGAGGAACUAUAAAUUAAUUAAUAAACAAUCGAAACAACAAUCACAAUAUCUUUCACCAAACUAUAUAAUUGUAACACCUAAUCGUGAAUUAGCAUGGCAAUACGGUGAUUGGAUUAGAAAGUUAACAGCGAACAUUGGCAGUGAACAACAACAACCAGCGGUUGCAAUGGUAGUUGGAGGACAAUCGCUAAGUUCUAUCUAUCAGCAAUUGAAAGAGAUUCAACCGAAUAUAAUCAUUGGAACACCUAAUUAUAUAUAUGAAUUGCUGGUAGCCGAGAGAUUGUCAAUCGAUUCACUAAGGAUGUUGGUUGUGGAUGAAGCCGAUCUCAUCAUGCAAGCGAUGUCACGUAAUUCAACAUUCCGAGAGAAACAAAAUCGAAAGAAACAUCUACCAGAGGGUGUGAAACUAAUCAUUGAAAUAAACAAACGUGCUCGUUCUAGAAUGGAUUUCCCAACAUCAACACAUCAACAACAAUCAUCAUCGUCAACAAAAGAUGAUAAGAAACAACAACCAACUAAACAACAACAACCAUUAAUAACAGAUAAAUCUAUAUUAUCAUUAAUCAAUCCAUUAAAUAAGAAUACAAGACAACAACAACAAAGAAAAGUAAGAGAAGUAGAGGAUGUAGAUGAAGAGGUGAAACAUAUCUAUCAGAGAACGGUUCGUUGGUUCCAAACUAUAUAUGCUUCGGCAACGUUGAAUCUUAGGAAUAGAAAGUAUAUCGAUGAGAAAGAUUGGAUCAAUGAGGAUAGGGUGUAUGUGACGCUGAUGAGUAAGCAGAAGGAAGAUUUGGCGGUGCCACAACAGUUUACGAAUCGAUUCGUUCCGGUGGUGUCUGAACAGGGUUUGUUGAAUGCAUUGGUUAGCAAAUGGAUAGAGUUUCAACCGACAAAAGCAAUAGGUGUCAUUCCCAACGACGGUAGUGUCGACAAGGUCGUACAAUCACUCCGUGAGCGUGGCAUCAACGCUCGGCCACUGAACGAGUUUAUGGAUUUCGAAACGUUCAACAUCACCGGUAUCAAAGACCAAGAGAAACGACAGUACUUCAAAGAUCAAAUAGCUAGUGAACGUAAAGCGAAAGAGCAUACCGUUGCAAAAGAGAGAAAAGAGAGAUCAAAACAACAACAUGGUAAACAACAACAACAACAACAACCAACUAUAAUGGAAGAAGAUGAAAUAGAAAUAGUAAAGCUACCAAAUAUGAAUGAUCAACAGAUAUUAUAUAUUGGAAAAGAGAAUGCAAUUCGUGGUGUUGAUAUAAGUAGCAUUGGACAUGUAUUCAUUUUGAAUAUCACAUUGACCAUGAGUUCCUAUCUUCACAUGGCAGGUCGUAGCGGUAGAAUGGGUCAGAAAGGUCAUGUCAUUUCCAUCUACAAUGCAUUGCUCUCACGUAAAUACGAAGGUGUUAUGAAAUUAUUAAAUACACCAUUCCAAGAAGAUACCUAA